Messenger RNA from Aquila chrysaetos chrysaetos, 6819 nucleotides. It is a transcript of the gene MUSK, whose product is annotated as muscle associated receptor tyrosine kinase. Lineage: Eukaryota; Metazoa; Chordata; Aves; Accipitriformes; Accipitridae. Gene Ontology annotation, cellular component: signaling receptor complex. The transcript has 17 exons. Gene Ontology annotation, biological process: positive regulation of kinase activity; protein phosphorylation; cell surface receptor protein tyrosine kinase signaling pathway. The record is from RefSeq and is a predicted model, not a curated record. Bases 45 to 2909 code for a protein of 954 amino acids. Gene Ontology annotation, molecular function: transmembrane receptor protein tyrosine kinase activity; ATP binding; protein binding.
UGCAGCCGGCCGGGAGGUCCGCACGCCUCGCCUGAAGAAGCCAGAUGCCUUCUGUAUCAAAUAUGAAUGACCUGCUGAAGGUGCCUCUGGUGCACAUCCUCACCCUGGCAGCCCUCGUCUUGGCCGACACGCUCCCAAAAGCUCCCUUGAUCAGCACUCCUCUGGAAACUGUGGAUGCGCUGGUAGAGGACGUCGCCAAGUUUGUCUGUGUAGUGGAGUCGUACCCUGAGCCAGAGAUUACGUGGACGCGCAACAGCAUUCCCAUCAGGCUGUUCGACACCAGGUACAGCAUACAGAGAAAUGGGCAGCUCCUGACCAUUUUGAGUGUGGAGGACAGUGAUGAUGGGGUGUACUGCUGCACGGCGGAUAAUGGGGUUGGAGCAGCUGCGCAGAGCUGUGGGGCUCUCCAAGUGAAAAUGCGACCCAAAAUAACCCGACCACCUAUAAAUGUGGAAAUAAUAGAAGGGUUAAAGGCUGUUCUUCCAUGCACCACAAUGGGGAAUCCAAAACCUUCUGUUUCAUGGAUCAAAGGAGAAACAGUUGUAAAGGAGAAUGCUCGCAUUGCUGUCCUUGAUUCAGGGAAUUUAAGGAUCCACAAUGUUCAGAGAGAAGAUGCAGGACAAUAUCGAUGUGUUGCCAAGAACAGCCUGGGCACAGCCUAUUCGAAACCCGCAACUGUGGUAGUGGAAGUUUUUGCUAGAAUCCUGAAGGCUCCUGAAUCCCAAAAUGUCACCUUUGGGUCUGUGGUGACGUUGCGGUGUGCUGCUACCGGCCUUCCAGUCCCCACUGUCACCUGGCUGGAAAAUGGGAAAGCUGUUUCUGCAGGGUCUAUAGCGGAAAGUGUCAAGGACAGAGUGGUUGACUCGAGACUGCAGGUGUAUGUCACCCGACCUGGCCUGUUCACUUGCCUUGCCACAAACAAACACAGCAAAACUUUUGGAGCUGCAAAAGCCGCAGCAACCAUCAGCGUUUCAGAGUGGAGCAAGCUGUACAAGGGUGAUGCAGGCUACUGCAGCACAUACAGAGGUGAGGUGUGUAGUGCUAUCUUGGCGAAGAAUGCUCUUGUUUUCUUCAACUCCUCCUAUGCUGACCCAGAGGAGACCCAAGAGCUGCUUGUGCACACUGCCUGGACUGAACUGAAAAUGGUGAGUUCAUUCUGCCAGCCGGCUGCUGAGUCUCUGCUGUGUAACUACAUCUUCCAGGAGUGCAAUCCCUCGGGAGCUGGGCCAGCUGCAAAACCAGUGUGCAGAGAGAAUUGCCUUGCUGUAAAGGAUCUCUACUGCUUUAAGGAAUGGCUCUCAAUGGAGGAAAACUCUCAGAAGGGGAUUUACAAGCCAGGGCUGAUGCUGCUCACACUUCCUGAAUGCAACAGGCUGCCCAGCCUGCACCAGGACCCCAGCGCCUGCACCCACAUCCCUUUUUUUGAUUUUAAGAAGGAGAAUAUAACCAGGACUUGCUACAGUGGCAAUGGCCAGUUUUACCAGGGCUGGGCCAACAUCACGGCCUCUGGCAUUCCCUGCCAGAAGUGGAGUGACCAGGCUCCCCAUUUGCACAGGAGGACUCCUCAGGUUUUUCCUGAGUUGUCUGAUGCUGAGAAUUACUGCCGCAAUCCAGGAGGUGAGAAUGAACGUCCCUGGUGCUACACAAAAGACCCAUCCGUGACCUGGGAAUACUGCAGCGUGUCUCCCUGUGGAGAUGCAUCAUUACCACUAGGAACAAGAAAACCAAAUGGAGAGACUCCACAUCUCCCCCCUCCUCCUCUUCCCUUUUCCCCUACAUACUCCAUGACUGUUAUCAUCUCAAUCAUCUCCAGCUUUGCCCUGGUUGUGAUCCUCGGCAUUGUCACCCUGGUUUGCUGCCGUCGGCGAAAGCAGUGGAAAAACAAAAAAAGAGAGUCAGAGACACCGACGCUCACCACUCUGCCCUCUGAACUCCUCCUGGACCGUCUGCACCCCAACCCAAUGUACCAGCGGAUGCCCCUUCUCCUCAAUCCAAAAUUGCUCAGCUUGGAGUAUCCCAGGAACAAUAUUGAAUACGUGAGAGAUAUUGGGGAAGGAGCAUUUGGGAGAGUCUUCCAAGCAAGGGCCCCAGGGCUGCUGCCAUAUGAGCCUUUCACAAUGGUGGCAGUGAAAAUGCUGAAGGAGGAAGCAUCCGCAGACAUGCAGGCUGACUUUCAGAGGGAGGCAGCCCUCAUGGCAGAGUUUGACAACCCGAAUAUUGUCAAGCUUUUAGGUGUGUGCGCUGUUGGGAAACCGAUGUGCCUGCUGUUCGAGUACAUGGCCUACGGGGAUCUCAACGAGUACCUGCGUGACCGCUCGCCCCGCAACCUCUGCAGCCUGGUGCACAGUAGCCUGGACCCACGGGUCCGCCUCCCCAACCCCAUGGCGCUGUGCUGCACCAGCCAGCUCUGCAUUGCCAAGCAGGUGGCUGCUGGCAUGGCGUACCUCUCUGAGCGCAAAUUUGUCCACCGGGAUUUGGCUACCAGGAACUGCCUGGUGGGGGAGAACAUGGUGGUCAAAAUCGCCGAUUUUGGUCUCUCGCGGAACAUGUAUUCAGCUGACUAUUACAAAGCGAAUGAGAACGAUGCCAUCCCCAUCCGCUGGAUGCCCCCUGAGUCCAUUUUCUACAACCGCUACACCACAGAGUCUGACGUGUGGGCCUACGGUGUGGUGCUGUGGGAGAUCUUCUCCUACGGCAUGCAGCCCUACUACGGGAUGGCUCAUGAGGAGGUCAUCUACUAUGUGAGGGAUGGGAACGUCCUCUCCUGCCCGGACAAUUGUCCCCUGGAGCUCUACAACCUGAUGCGCCUGUGCUGGAGCAAGCUGCCUGCUGACCGGCCAGGCUUCGCCAGCAUCCACCGCAUCUUGGAACGCAUGUACGAGAGGGCUGUGGCCACCCCGUCGGUCUGAGGGAUGGGCCCGGUGAUCCCCUGUGUCCACUUGUCCAGACUGACUCGGACAGGCCCAUGGUCUCCUGAAUGGCAGGUCCACGAGAAGCCCCGCUUUAGGGGGAGGAGAAACAGCUUGUUCCUCUGCCAGGCGAGAAGUUGGACUGCACCCCCCUACCGUGGGCUCUACCUCCCUGAGUGGGACUAUACCUCCCAAACGACAGGGCUGACCCCUGGCCACCAAGCCUGGACUCCUCGGGUUGGCAAGGGUGCUGGCUGUGCUAACUCAGUACCUAUAUUAGGCAUUUCCAGGAGCACAGAGUUCCCCAGGGAAAGCAAACCAACGUUUUGCUGGCAGCACUUCCCUUCCUAAAAGGUCCCUCCAUGUCCUUCUGCAUUUACACUCUUGGCUUUUACCAUUUUCCUCCCUUCCUCAUAUGUUUUCAAGUAUUAUUUAAAAAAAAAAAAAAAGAUUGCAGAAUUUAAUCUUUUGGGGGAUACUCUUUACUAUUUUCUUUUCACAUACUCACUUCCUUUUGUAGAAAAAGGAUGUUUCUGAAGCCAUAGGCCACUUUCUUUUUCCUUUUAACUUCCACACCCUCUUUGACGCUCAUGAACAUAAGAUUGACAGAGUCAAAACAGGAGCCUGCAGGACCACUGGCAGCUACCUGCAUCUCACGUUACAUGGACGGGCAAACUCUUGUCAAGCAUGGAGCCUUACGUUUUCAAAAGUGGGAAAUCUACAGUGAGGUUCAUUUGAUGUCUGUUAAGAUCUCACCCAAAAGCUUGCCUCAAGCAUUGCAGCCCAUCAUCUUUCCUGCCUUUUCCUGCAACAAAGCUGUUUGGUGCUAAGGGAGAAACUCAGCCCAAAGGGCUUGUCCUGCACCUGGUAGGUCUCCGAGGUGUGUUUAAUUGCCUCUGCCUGAAGUAUGGUCCUCCCUGUGCCAAAAGCAGGGAGAAACGCAGCCCCUCUUGCAGAAAUGUGGCAGGUUGUGUCACUUGUUUAUCUCCUUUUCCCUUCCAAUCUUUGCCUUCUGUUUCUGGUUUUCCCUUCCUGACAGCAGCUCCUAACUGCUGUAAGCCCCACUGCAACGUUUGCUAGCCACCUUUCCUUGUGCUGCAGUUUACAGGCACAGAAGGAAGGUGGGUGCCUGCCGUGAGUGGCCUUCAGAGACAACCUACCAGUUAGGAGAAGGUGGAAAAAGGGGGAGUUCACACUCUGCACAAGACAUGUUGCAGACUGUCCAUCUGCAGAGCAAAGAUAAGACUGCCUUGGUUACACAUGGUCCACAGUCCACCUCCAAACACCAAAUGUCGAUUCCCUGCUAAAAGUUCUCCAAAUUGUAAUGGAUACUUCCGUGCCAGAGAAAUUUUGUUCCUCUGAGGACAGGUUUAACCUUCUAUUUCUUUGGGCAAUGAGAAAUAAUUGUCCCAGAGCCUCAUUGCUGAUAUGAAAUAGAGCCAGAGGCAGGGAUGUGCAUUAUCCCUGCAAAGCAGGAGUGCCAGUGAGUGAGCGGUUGGUGUGGCUUCCAUAACUGGGACACACUGGUUAAGUCUAUCCAAGAAACAGCAGUGGAGAGCAGCCAUCUGUGGGGCUACCAGGAGUAGCCUUGGUUUCUGAAAGGUAAGCUUGAAAAGCUCUGCCAACCAUUACGAAGAACAAAACUGGAAAGUAUGUAACUUCCUCUGCUGUUUUCCUGUAAUGUGAGCUAAUCUCUGCUACAUCACAACCUUAUUUUUUUUUUAAAUAACCAUAGUUCAUUCUGGUUCUGGCCACAAGAGCAUAGUUUAGUGUUUUCAGACCACUGGUGUCAACUUCACUUGAAGCAAAGCACUUGCAACUGCCCAAGACAGUGGGAAAAAAGAGGAAACUCUGCUUGGGCUGCUAAACAUUAAAAUGCUUGGAUAUCUGCACAGUGAGCACAGAAUGACCAGUGCUGUCUUACUCAUUUAGCAGUCCUGACAUCAUGCUACUAUGAUGCAACAGUUUACUGAGGUUUGGAUGCUAAAAAAAAAAACCCUCAAGGACCCCAAGGCCCUCAAUAUAAAUAAAAUAAUUACUGGAGAUCCUUACAUAGCUCCUGUUACCACAUUAUGACCACCUCACAGUCCUCAGCAUUAAUUUCUGUUAGGUUUUGUCAGCUACCUGGCUGUCCUCCCUCCUCUGCAUUGGAAGGGGUGAGGAGGCAAGUCUGGAGGGGUGGGAGGUGAGCUGCAUCCCCAGCUGAGCAGUGCACAGCCCAGCAGCUGCUCCAUCUCUGUAAUGGAGGGUGCAAAUUCAAGAGCCUUGCAGUGCUUGCAGCAGCAGGGGUUUUGUCACUCUCUCUAAAGAGGGCAGCGUCAGACCUUGUAUGUGGGUAGCGGUGUGGUUCCAUGCACCCAGCACCUCCUCCUAAUCUGGGAAGUGUCUUACACCAAGCAGAGGGUGCAAGAGCAGGUUGUAAAACCUGCACCAUAUGCUAAAAUACACCCAUUUACAGUCCAAAGGACAGUCUGCCUUUCUGCCUUCCAGGAUCCCAGAGCUGGCUUCAGUCACUCACUCUCCAUUUCCACCAGCUAGAUUGCUUUGAAACUGUGAUCAUGGUUUUCUUCUUGUUUUCAUGUUGGAUGAAGUUAGAUGCCUGUAAUGUCAUGUGCUAUGAAGUUUCCCUCACUUUCUUUAUGAAAUAAGGACUCCCACAAACUCAGAAGAGUAGCCCUUUCAUUGCACUUUCCUAGCCCAAUUCCUUCUCUCAGUGACCGCCAUGUUCAGGUCAACAUGGGUCUGCAGUUAUAAAACAGUGGAAAAUUUGGUUUUCCUUGUCCAGCAUUCCAGCCUUUGCACUAUAAGCAUACACUGAAAUCUGCAGGUGGGGAUGGAAAAUGCUUCCUGCAUUGUAAGAGGAAAGAGAUCAUUUCAAGAUUGACUCACAGGGAAGCUCUCGGCAGCAUGUUCCCCAAGGAUGAUAAUUGCUUCUGCAUUGCCAUCCAGCAGGAGGGCUUAGCACCUAAAUGGUGAUGUCCUUUGAGGCUUAAAAGGCAGACAGACCUUCUGCUGCCUUGGUGUGUAGAUGGAUUUUACCCUGAGAGUUUCCUCCUGUUGUACACUUUUCAGCUUGCUAAAAGCUGGAAGUUGAAUUGCUUUCGCAAUUUACCUUCUUUCACAGCUUUCCUUUCUCCUCCUUUUGUUUGAGACUUCUGCUUUCUUCAAUGUAUGUUAUACAGUGUGCUACUCCAGAGACUUCUAAACUUUCUGUAUAACUAUCAUGGAACUCAAAUUAUUUUGAAUGGGAGUAAACAAAGGGAUUGUGAGAGAGUAGAGGAGAAAGAAAAAUUUGUUACUCAAAAAAUUGUUUGCAAACAAAAAUAUUUUUCAGUCUCUAGUUUGGAUUUAUAACUCAUGCGGAGAGAAGAUGAACCAAAAAUUAACAUUUUUGGUGCUUUGGUUCCCGUUGCCACUGAUGGCAGAGGGAGCCUUGCAGUCAGUGGCACCGGAUGAGAAUCCUGAGAAGAGGAUUUGCAGCACAUUUGAUGUACCCAUUCCCUCUGCAAGUGCCCUGCCUAGACCAUUUGCAGCAUGUAUACAGCUUUAUCCCGGAUGACAUAUUGUGAAAUCUGAUCAACGAAACGGCACAGAAAUCCUCUCAUGUUCCUGUGACUCUAUUUAGCAGUUGUAUUUAAAUUAUUAAAAUGCAUGUUAAAAGCAUAAAUUCUGUAAUUGAUUGGACACAGCCUGCAACAUGAUGAAAUUUGGUUUAGAGCAAUUGCCUCUCAAACACACUGUGGACUAAAUUUAACUGUCUGGUCUCAUUUCUCCAAGGGUGUAUAAUAAUUAUUAACCUGUGAUUGUUUGUUAUACAUUUCUUGAAUGAUGGCUUUGAAAGACAUCCCAAGCAGAGAUGUUCAUUUCUCAUUAUCCCAACCCAUGUAACUCAUGUGUGCAAUAUUUUAUA